CCCUUCCCCAUCCCCCCUAACUCCUGAUCCCUCCCUCCCCUUUGAAUUUGAAGAAUCCCCGAGUCUAUUAAUUGCCUCCCCCUCCCCAUUACUCUCCUUUUUUAUUUAAGAAAUUUGGAAUACAUAGACGAUACACUUGUCCAUUAUAACUGUACACUAACUUUCCAUAUCUAUCCAAUCCCAAUCCCAAACCCCACUCCUCUUUAAUUCCCAGACUUUGGAAAAGGAUGGGACGCUCACCUUGCUGUGAAAAAGCGCAGAUGAACAAAGGCGCCUGGACCAAAGAGGAGGACCACCGCCUCAUCAACCACAUCCGCCUCCACGGCGAAGGCUGUUGGCGCACCCUUCCCAAAGCCGCUGGAUUGUUAAGGUGCGGCAAGAGUUGCAGAUUGAGGUGGAUAAACUAUCUCCGCCCGGACCUCAAGCGUGGUAAUUUCACUGCAGAAGAAGAUGAGCUCAUCAUCAAGCUUCAUAGCAUGCUCGGAAACAAAUGGUCUUUGAUUGCGGGAAAAUUACCGGGAAGAACUGACAAUGAGAUCAAGAACUACUGGAACACUCACAUCAAGCGCAAGCUCAUCAGCCGUGGCAUCGACCCUCAAACCACCGCUAGGGCUCCAUCCCACCUAAAUUUAAGGAAUUCCUCUCCACCAUCGUUACCCGUGGCCAAAAUCAGCCUCAUGAAUCAGAGUAACAACAAGGACAUGAUCAGUAGCGCCACGACUUUGAAACCGAAGACCGAAUCGGUAGAAGAUGCCAACUGCAGCAGCAGCGGCACAACAACCGAGGAAGAACCACCACGACUACGACAACGACAAAAACCAGAGUCGCAAGAAGUACUGUUCGAGAGCAAGCUCAAUUUGGAUCUUUCUGUAGGGCUUGGGCCGUUUCAGGCCGAGUCGACUCCGGUGGUGUUUGCGAACACGGCCGAGUCAAAGCUACAAAAAGUUCCUUACCAAUUGUUUGGGAGGGUGCAGUCUGCCAUGGUAGCAAAAGCGGUGUGUUUGUGUUGCCAUUUAGGGUUUCAGAGCAGUGAGUUGUGUAGGAAUUGCCAGAACUCUAAUGGGUUCUAUAGAUAUCACACUUCUUUGGAUUUGUAAUUUCUAUUUAUUAAUUUUACUUGCUUAA
Juglans regia (Persian walnut) is the source of this 1125-nucleotide messenger RNA. RefSeq names its product transcription repressor MYB6-like. The transcript is spliced from 3 exons. Bases 228 to 1097 code for a protein of 289 amino acids. Lineage: Eukaryota; Viridiplantae; Streptophyta; Magnoliopsida; Fagales; Juglandaceae. The record is from RefSeq and is a predicted model, not a curated record.